Messenger RNA from Talaromyces marneffei, 1761 nucleotides. RefSeq lists its product as uncharacterized. NCBI's taxonomy places the organism in Eukaryota, Fungi, Ascomycota, Eurotiomycetes, Eurotiales, Trichocomaceae. The coding region runs from base 1 to 1761 and encodes 586 amino acids. The record is from RefSeq and is a predicted model, not a curated record. Gene Ontology annotation, molecular function: acetylpyruvate hydrolase activity. The transcript has a single exon.
AUGCCUUUCAACUACUGUGCCUAUAUUGACCCCUCCGGGGACCAUCGCAUUGGUUAUCUCGACUUCAAUACCGAGCAAAUCCAGCCUCUGUCAUUUGUGUCGGGUACCCGUCUCUCAAGCUUAUACGAAGUCAUUGAAGCUGGCGAAAGUAACAUUGUUGCAUCGCCAGAAAGCACUAUUCCUAUAUCUGAUGCUAAGUUACUUCCUCCCAUCUCCGGCAGGGACGUUCUGGCAGUUGGCAAGAACUAUGUCGAGCACGCCAAAGAGUUCAACUCAUCCGGCUUUGAUGCUUCUGACAAGAACGAUCAGCCAACGCUGCCAGUGAUUUUCACCAAACGUGCAACAUCAAUCGUGGCACAUGGCGAACCCGUCCUACUUCAUCCCGGGUUCACUGAGACGCCAGACUACGAGGGUGAAAUUGGGGUCAUCAUUGGGAAAGCAGGACAUAAGAUCUCGGAGUCCGAGGCGAUGGACUAUGUCUGGGGCUAUACUAUUAUAAAUGACUUUACUGCUCGCGAACGACAGCGAGACCAUAAGCAGUUCUUCAUCGGCAAGUCGCCAGAUACAUACUGUCCCAUUGGACCUAUCGCAGUGCCCAAGGAGCAUCUACCAGCCAACCUUCAGGUACAGACAUUUGUCAACGGGGAGAAGAGACAGGAUGCAACAAUCGAUCAGCUGAUAUUCAGUGUUCCACAUCUCAUUGCAUGCUUGUCGCAGGCCCAAACACUACAACCAGGUGACACAAUAGCUACUGGUACACCUUACGGAGUCGGAUUCGGCUUUCGACCCAUGAAAUUCCUCAAGGCUGGAGAUGAAGUCAAAGUUUCUGUCACCGGUUUGGGUACCCUGACAAAUCGCAUUGCUUCCCCGGAUGCAACCAAUCUCACCGUUGACCGUGUAAAUGCGCAGUCCUCUAUUCCUGUUUCCAACCUGAAAACACGAGGCCACAACGGCCUCGUAAAGAUCGGUAGCAAAGAACUCUUUUAUCAAUUCAAGGGCCAGAAAGAUGGUCCUCAAGUUAUCUUUAUACAUGGACUCGGCGGAUCAUCAACGUAUUUUUCUCCUCUCUACGAAAAGCUUCAAGCUACACAUGGCCUCCAUCUCAUUGACCUUGAAGGACAUGGUUUGUCCCCAACAUCUGCCUUGAGUAAUCUCACUGUAGAGUCGCUCGCCUCAGAUAUUCGAGAGGUGUACAAACAUGCUUGCCCGGAAUCCAAACCAACCGCGGUCAUUGCUCACUCAAUGGGUUGUUUGGUAGCCUUGAAGUUUGCGCUGGAAAAUACGAGCUUGGUCUCAUCCCUGGUUCUCAUGGGACCCCCUCCAUCUCCGCUGCCUCAGGCUGACAGUACCGGAAGCUUUGCGCUAGCAGAAACCGUCCGCAGUAAAGGUAUGCUGGCAGUGGUCGAUGUCAUAGUCAACGCAGGCCUUUCUUCCAAAACAAAGGCAAGCAAUCCCAUCGCAGUGACUGCAGCACGUCUGUCACUACUCGGUCAAGAUCCGGAGGGAUAUGCCAAGGCUUUCAUGGCAUUGGCGAGAUCUGCCGGAGAGACUGUAGAUGUAGCUCAAUUACCUGCAACAUGCAGGACCCUGAUUCUCACUGGCACGGAAGAUGCUGUUAGCCCUCCAGCAAUAUGUUCUGCCUAUGGACAGAAAAUAAAAUCAUCUGAAGUUAAGAUUCUAAAUGAUGUUGCGCACUGGCAUUUGUUUGAGGAUGCCAAGGGUGUCUCAGAUGCCGUCUAUUCGUUCUUGGGUGUGGCUUAA